UCUUAUCAUGUGAAUUAUUUGUUUGUGUGGUGUUUUUUUUAUUAGAAAUAGAGAAAGAAUAAAAGAAAAGAAGGAAAUGAAAUAAAGAAUAAGAAAAAGAAGAGGUUGGAGGGGUGAAAGAUUUUUAUCUCUAAUCUCCCUUCUAGAAUUCACGGGAACUCCAAUCCCAUUCUACAUUUUUUCACUCCCACUUUUACACAAGGAUGGAUGGCUGCUCCUCCAGCGAAAGUGAGCAAACUCCCCUCAUCUCCCUCUUUGCCUUAACAUCUCUCUACUCACCCACACACAACACCAUCUCUCUUCUCUGCAUUGCCGUCGCCGUCGGCUUUCCGGCAGCUUCCGUCGCCGGUUUCCGACAAUCUUAGAGUAGACUUGUCUUCCCUUUGAGCCAGCAAGUCCCUCACCUUUCGAAUUUGUUCAAUUUCUGCCUCAUCUUAAAGCUAGGGUUCUUAAAUUGGUUUCUCUCAAUUUGAAUUUAAGUAAAAUUAGAGUAUAUAGUUGGAUUAUCUUAGAUAGUAGGUUUUUGGAGGUUGUAAAUAUAUAUUAUGUUGUGGUGAAAGAAAUAAAGGAGAUAGCCUUUUGUGUCAUGUUCUGGCCGAAUUUAUCAACUCCGAUUUAGCCAAGUAAUCCUGCCCCGAGAGAUAGCACGGGCAAGGAGAAGGCGAAGGACUAAAGUGAUCUAGUAUGGCAUUUUGGAUUUUAAGUUUGUGAAGGUGAAGAUGAAAGUGAACGAAAUGACGCGUAAGCUAGUGAAACCAUGCAAGGCUACUCCACCGCAACCCGGCCACUACAAAAUCUCUCUUUUAGACCAAAUUAAAAUCCCAUCCGAAUCCUCUAUUAUUCAUGUGAUGAUAGAAAAUCAAAAUGUGUUUUGCUGGAAGAAUCAAUGGCUCAAAUCUUGUCCAACUUCUACCCGCCAGCAGGGAGGUACAACAAGGAGAAAUGUUGAAAUUUGAGGAUCAAAAGGAAAAACUGUGGAAAGAGAAACAACAAGUGGAUUGCAACGACCAAGGUGUUCUCUUUGUUACUGCUCAAGUCGACGUGGAUCUCUCUCUCAUCCUAAAGAGCCACGUGGAUCCCCAGCAGCUGAACCAACUCCUCCCAGUAGACUUGGCUGCCGCCGAUGGGCCCACCGAUCCAAUCCUCGCCGUCCAAAUCAACAGGUUUCAGUGCGGGGGUUUGGCCAUCGCGGCAUGCGCAUCUCACAGGUUCAUUGAAUCAACCUCCUUCACCUCAUUCCUCACGGCCUGGGCCCAGGCCGCAGAGACAGGCGGAAAACUACUAAUUAAACCCUUUUUCGACCACCACUCCUACUUUCCCGCCGAGAAUCUUCCAUCCCACAGCGACAGACCCCGCCAAAAAAUCAUCGUCGAGCGCUACGUGUUCGACAGCAAAGCCAUACAGAGACUGAGCCAGCAGCUGAUAUCUGAGCGGCCGCUGUCGAGGGUGGUUGCGGUCUCCACCUUCCUCACCCAGGCCCUCCUCCGCGCAGACAUCGCGCGCCGCGGGGAGCCCCGAGCCGCCCUCAUCAGGCAGCUUAUCAAUAUUCGGGAAAGAACUGUCCCGCCCGUGCCAAAGCAGGCUUUUGGCACGUGGCUUUCAGGUUCUUUCCUCGAGCUCGCCGCGGACCACACCGCGUCAGCCGCUCUAGGGGAGAAUUUUCCCGCCUUGGCGUGGAGGAUCCGAGAUGCCACGUUGCAGGGCGUCCGCGACUGCGCUCCGGUGCUCGGGGACAAAGAGUUUGGUCGGAAGUUGCUGGUCGGCAAUUUCUUGGAUGCCAACAAGAAAGCUGAGACUGAAGAUUGUAAGGUGAUAUGGUUGAUGGAUUUCUCCAAAUUCUGCGACUACGAGCUGGAUUUUGGGUUCGGAAAUCCGGAGUGGGUGAGCAUCGCAACGGUGCCGGUGACGGAUCAUAUAAUUAUGCUGAACAACAGAAGCAACGACGGAAUCCAAGCGUGGGUGUGUAUGAAAGAAUCUGACAUGCAAUUUUUCCGACAGGAUAAAGAGAUUCUUCUGCUUAGUGCAAACACUUCGGGCUAGAAUGUGUGGAGCAUUUGAUCUAUUCAGAUUGUA
Molecule: messenger RNA, 2073 nt
Organism: Salvia splendens (bonfire salvia)
Lineage: Eukaryota; Viridiplantae; Streptophyta; Magnoliopsida; Lamiales; Lamiaceae
Product: pelargonidin 3-O-(6-caffeoylglucoside) 5-O-(6-O-malonylglucoside) 4'''-malonyltransferase-like
Exons: 5
Coding region: 865-2040 (391 amino acids)
Source: RefSeq, a predicted model, not a curated record